Messenger RNA from Apiotrichum porosum, 708 nucleotides. RefSeq lists its product as uncharacterized. The coding region runs from base 1 to 708 and encodes 235 amino acids. The transcript is spliced from 2 exons. The record is from RefSeq and is a predicted model, not a curated record. NCBI's taxonomy places the organism in Eukaryota, Fungi, Basidiomycota, Tremellomycetes, Trichosporonales, Trichosporonaceae.
AUGUCGACCCCCUGCACCCCCCCUCGCGUUCGUCCUGAGCCUUCCACCCCUUACGGCAAGCCUCACCUUGCUACCGCUCGCGAGCUCUUCCGUCGUAUGAUCCAAGAGGACAACGGCUGCUCCAGCGCUGCCCCCAUGCACUCGCCUCCCCUCACGCCCGGCAUGAACACCGACCCUUUUGCUACUCCCAAGAUCCAGCGCUCGUACACUCUUGGCCCCGCUGCCUCGAUCCCCAUUCCUGCCACUCCCGUGUUCAACCUUGCUCGCUGCAAGCUCGCUGGUGAAGUCAAGCCUACCCUGCCUUGCACUCCUCCACCUACCAACGAGCGCGUCAUUCGCGUCCAGCGUUGCCCCACCACUCCAGUCAAGCUUGGCUCGCCUGUGCGCCUCGCCUCAGUGCCCAUGACUCCUCCUAGCAGGCGCGUGCGUCUUGCCAACCCCCCUCCUCUGGUCCGCUCCAAGUCGACCUUCUGCACCCCCCUUUACCGUCCUAUCCCUCCUCCUGUCUGCAUGCUUGCCACUCCCACAACAAGGCCCGACAGCCGCGUCCUGCUCGACCGCAUUGCCAAGCUUGAGCACAUGGUCCUUGGUCUCCAGAGGCAAGUCGCCGAGCACAAGACUACCACCUCAAGGCGGCCUCGUAAGGCUGCCGUCAAGCCUCUGCAGAAGCGGAGGAUGGGCCGCGUGCGUCUUGGCCAGGUCAUGUAG